CGUGGUUCCCAUGUUUACAAUCCCUUCCUGAGAGAGGAGCGUCUGUCAAAAGCCAAACUAGCUCAAGAUUGCACCUGUUAGAACUGCUAUUUAUCUAGAUGGCACAAUACGAUACACAAUUUAACUAAGUAUCAAGUAAAGGAUAUCAUCAGAAAGCGUUAGCUAGCUUAUUGAAGUACCUAAAUAAUACAGAUUGGCUAGGAUUGGGAACCAUUGUUUGUAGCGUUCUUUAGUUUAGCUAGCUAAAUACCAACCCGUGACUGCUAUGGCUGCUGUUGACAGUUUUGAGCUUUUGUACAGAGAAAUUGCUCGAUCAUGCAAUUCAUGUGUGGAAACCCUAGCCGUUGUGGGUGCUCUGUAUACAGCCAGCAAAGCUGUCAUCCUCGUGCGGGACUGCUACAGCUUUAUCAGGGUGCAUUUCCUUCCUCGACUGAUGCCAAGCACACGCCUUGGCCACCGUUUUGGUGAAUGGGCUGUCAUUUAUGGUAAUGCUAAAUGCAAUAGAAUAGAAAGCGAAUAAUUCCACAGUUCACAUAAAGGGUUUGUUUAUUAUGGUUCUUAUCAUGACUUCUAUGCCCAUGUAUUACAGGUGCUUCAGAGGCCAUAGGGAAAGCCUAUGCAGAGGAGCUUGCCAGGCAGGGCAUCUGCAUCAUCCUGAUAAGCAAAGAGGGUGCCAGUGUCAGUGACACAGCCAAGGCCAUCUCUGAGACUCACAGAGUGGAUACAAUGGUGCUUGUGGCAGACUUCAGUCAGGGCCAUGCAGCUUGCAAGCCUGUCAAAGACGCCUUGAGGGACAAAGAUAUAGGCUUUCUAGUUAACUGUGUGGAUGACUCCCUUCGCAACUCGCCAAACUUUACUGGCCUGUCUGAAGACCUGUUGUGGGAUGUAAUCAACAGAAACAUUGCUGCCACCACACUGAUGACGCGCCUGGUUCUACCUGGCAUGGUAGAGAGGAGACGUGGAGCAGUGGUGAACAUCUCUUCUGGGGCAUGUUAUAGACCCUCUCCAAGCAAAGCUGCUCUCUCUGCGUCUACGGUCAGAUUCUACACACACACACACACACACACCCAUCCUAUUAGGUGUGUGUGUGACCCUAAUGAUCCUUGAUGUUCAUGUUUUUAAAUGCAUUGUGUUCUUAUGAGCCUACUUUUGUUGUACUGAAAUGGCUGUGAUUCUUCUCUUUUUUUUCUCAGGCUUACCUUGACAACUUUUCCCGUGCUUUGCACCAUGAAUAUGGUCGUCAGGGAAUCUUUGUGCAAAGUCUGAUACCUUUCCAAGUGGCGCCCCAUGGAAUAUCAGCAGGCGGCUGGCUAGUACCACAGUCAGAUGUGUAUGCCCAUCAUGCCAUCUCCACCCUGGGCAUCUCACACAGGACCACGGGCUAUUGGCCCCAUACACUGCAGGUACACAGAUCAGUGCUGAAUAAAACGGGUCUUGGUAGAGUUGAGGGACAUUUAGUAGUCCGUAGUCCAUUUUAAACUAUAGACUAACCAUGACUCUAUUGUUGGUGUUAUCUUUUCCAGUUUCGACUUGUGCAGUCAAUGCCAGAAUGGAUUUGGGUCUUGGGAUCACGUAUGCUCACAAGCUCAUGCUGAAAGCUCUCCAGAAAACUGAACUCCAGUCCACUGAACUCAUGACAACAAAGUUAUGCCUAGCUGGUAGUCAUACAGUCAUCAUACAGAUGAUAUUACACUAGGAAAUGAAUUAGUGUGUGUAAUGAUUGUACCUUGAACUGCAUAAAAAUCUAUAUUUAUUCAUAGUUUAUAAUAAUACUAAAGAAUCUCCAGGAGUGUAGCUCCCAAAUUAUGUUAAUGUCGUCUGUGAAAUGCACAGAUAUGUGAGGUGAUGGAGAUCUUUUUUGCAGUGAUUUGAGAGGUUUUUUAUUUGGCGAACUGUGAUCUUUGAGGUGUUUAACUGACAUUCCUAUGUAAAGACAUUAUACUUGAGAAUUGAUUUUGAAAUGGGUUAUUUUUUAUUUAGUGCUGUGAUUAUAAUUAUUGGUGAUAUGAUUGCAGAAAGAAGUUGUGUGCUUGUGAAUGACUUUUCAUCUAGUUUAUGCUUGGUGAAUAUGCAUAUGUUAUGCAUAGCAUAAUAAAAAAUGUAGCUCAAUAAAGAUGGGCCUUACUAGAUAAUUAUUUGUUGAUGUACUUGAUUAGGAUUUCAAUUUUGAACAUACACAAAUCCAUGUUUUUAUCGACAAAGACAAUAUAGUUUUGUAAAUAAUUUAUAUUUAGAAGGACCAACCAUCUUGACAUAUUUAAUAUUAUUUAGUAAACAUUUGGUCAGUCAUUGUCUGUAAUCCUCACAAGGACAUGGAAAGCAAAGUCUGCUGUUAAAAACAAAACAAUUGAUGGAACAAUUAGAAAGUAACAACUGACAAAGAAAUGACAAUGUCUAAUUAUUAGACACAAAAUGCAUAUUGUGUUUGAUAAUCAAUACUUGAUCUAUAGUCAAUCCAAUCUUGUUGCAGG
Messenger RNA from Coregonus sp. 'balchen', 2471 nucleotides. Lineage: Eukaryota; Metazoa; Chordata; Actinopteri; Salmoniformes; Salmonidae. The record is from the annotation of a GenBank genome assembly.